Rana temporaria (common frog) is the source of this 2922-nucleotide messenger RNA. RefSeq names its product coiled-coil domain containing 170 (gene CCDC170). The transcript has 13 exons. Lineage: Eukaryota; Metazoa; Chordata; Amphibia; Anura; Ranidae. Bases 131 to 2422 code for a protein of 763 amino acids. The record is from RefSeq and is a predicted model, not a curated record.
AGCCAUGUCUCCUGGAAACAUUUGUGCUCAUUGUAGUGCUGGCAGAGCUUUACUCGUUAGCUGACAGCGGAACGACCCAGACAAUAUUUAUAUUCCAAUUCCCUUAAAGUUGUCUUUCAGUCCCUUGAGGAUGAGUAACAGCAGCCUGAGCAACAAUGGUGAUUCCCCAUCUCCAUCCAGCGUCCCAGGAGCCAUGGCAGCUUAUGGAAGCAGACACCUUCAUAAUAAUAGAAAUACAGCCUUCCGUUCUGUCUCUCCAACUAUCUCACUAACACGAGAAGAAACAGAGGCACAAGAGCACUUUAAACGUAAUAGAAUAUAUGUGGACCUUAUGGACGAUACUGUGGGAACCAAAAGUGGUAAGAGAAACAAGAAAAGAGAAGACGUAAAAAAGCACACCUACGAUCCUUUUUUUGUGGACAAUCCUAUUACACGAGACCAGAUGAAUCACUACCGAAUAAUUGCUGAAAAUUCUCACAGCGAACUGGCUGCUAUGUCUGUAAAAUAUGAAACUGCACAGUCAGAGCUGUUAGACCUUCGGACUAAGGUUUCCUCAAAAGAGAUGGCUUUACAAGAGCUUAAGGCUGAGGUGGAAAAUUACAGAGAAAACAACGCAAGACAGUCUGCAAUGAUCACAUCUCUAAGAGCAAGAGUUCAUGAGACAGAAGAAGAAACAGGUCUACUGGCUACCUCCAAGUCUAGGGCAGAAUUAACCAUUCAAGCAGUUUUUCAUGAAAACCGAGAACUGAAAGACAGAAUCCAAGAAAUGGAAUCAAGGCUAAAAAAUUUUGUGACUCAGUGGGAGGACAGUAAGUCUCAGGCUUCAAGAUACAGCAGGAAUUAUGGACAUUUCCUGGCACAACUGUCUGCUUGCUUGAAUGUAGACAUAAAAGGCCAGAAGGAUCCAGAGGAAGUGGUCAUUUCCAAGGCAGGUGAUAUUUUGAAAGAGAAUAUAGAAUUGAAGGGUAAUGUCGUCACUCAAAAGGAAACCAUCAACGUUCAUGAGACAGAAUCAAAAGCCAGCAGGGAAACCAUCAUGAAACUUGUUUCUGAAAUUAAUAAAGAGAAAAAAAAGAACGGUUCAUUUGUUCAACAAAUUGACACUCUCUGCAAGAAUUUGGAAAGUGUCAGUGAUACCAAGCAAGCUUUAGAAAAGGAGAUUGUAAUGCUGCAGGACAGGCUGAAGGCAUCACAGAGAGCCUGGGAGGCCUGCAAGCAAGAACUGAACCAGGUGAAGAAAAGUUCCACUGAGCUCGACGUGUCUCUGAAAAGCAGCAUUGGGGAGGCAAAGGCUGCCCAGAAUCUACUGGACUUAUUCAUGGAUGAGGUUGCAGCAGCUCUCAGCGAUGCUUCUAUUACUGUGAAGCCCAAAGAAGAAGCUAUUUUGGAGAGAAUACAUGAUUUACAGAGAAUGGUGGAAAGCAAAAAAAUUGUGGCCACACAGUUUGAAAGCAGAGCGAGCAAACUUAAUGACCAGCUACAGCACCAAUCAGAUCUGCACCAAGAGGCAUUUCUUAGAGCAAAGAAAGCAGAGCACCAUCUAGCAGAAUUGCGAUCACAUCUAAAAGUGACUGAAGGAGAACUUGUGUCUGGAGACGUCAUGCGUGACAAUCUCAGUUAUGAAAAGCAGAAGUACAUGAAGUUCUUGGAGCAGCUGUCUGAAAAGAUGAAACUGGACAGAAUAACUGCUGAUGUAGGUUUUGACAUGCGUCUGGAUGUCAUCCUUGCCCGAGCAGAUCAGUUGGUCAAACUGGAAUCAGAUGCUGUAGUUGAAAACAAGACACUUGCACAUGGUCUGCAAAGAAAGUUAAAAGCCCAGAAAGAAAAGUUUGAAAGCAAAGAACUUCAUAUGGAGCUACUGAGGAAAAAAAUUGCCCAGUUAGAAGAAGAAAAACAAGUCCGCACAGCUCUGGCAGUGGAGAGAGAUGAGGCCAACCUGACAGUCCGAACUUUGCAGAAGAAGGUGGAGAGGUUGCAAAAAGAAUUAGGUUCGGCUCAGCAAUCCGUCACUGAGCUCAAAUCCAGACUCGCAGACACUAAUGAGUUAAAGAUUAAAACACUGGAACAAUAUAAAACUAUUGAAAAGCUGAACAAAUCUGUGGAACAACUUGAGAAAGUUAAAGGCAAGACUGAAAAGAGGUUACUGUCUAUAAAAUCGGAGCUAGACUUUACAGAGCGAGAAGCAAAAGAGGAAAAAGAUAAAACCGGCAACUACGUAGAAGUGAUCACCAGUGAACUGAAGACACUUAAGAAGACCUUAGAAGAUAUUUCCAAGAGGGAAAAACAGCUAAUAGAUUUUCGGGAGGUGGUGUCUCAUUUGUUGGGACUGAAUGUAAAUGAUUUAGCACUACCAGAUUACGAGAUUAUCAAAAGGCUUGAAGGACUGGUCCAUUCUCAUCAUCAUCAUGUUUCCUGUGCAUGAGAAAAUAUUGAUAUCACGUGACAGAAAGAUAUAUUUUCUUAGUUCUAAUUUACCUUUUGUAGUGGAAAAUCUGAUUCAGUUUGCCAAAUUUAUUUCAAGAGAAUAUAUUUUUUUAUUGAGGAAAUUAGAGCAUCUUAAAUUUGAAUACUAUCUAGUAUUAAAUAAUGCCAACAUUUACUGUAUAUCAAGUUUUGUGCUUAGGUUUUAACUAUGAUAACAUAGAUUAGCUAAUCACCACAUGUAACUUAAAGACAGAUGCUCAUACAUUAAAUAUUUUUUUUAAUAAUGAAAGCAUGGUAAUAAAAAGUAAAGUCUAUUCAACUAAAAUUUUAAAUUUGUGUGGAAGGAGACUGCUUGAAUCACUAUUUGGAUAGCUUGGCUCUUUGGGUCAUUGCUGGUGUCUUCCUUUUACCUGUGUUUCCAUUUCAGAAUCUGGUGCAGCAGUGCAUGGUAGCCAAUUGGCUUCUAACUUCAGCUUGUUUAAUUAAGCUUUGACAAUG